AUGCCGCUGCUGGAAACUCUCAAAGUGGUUCACCAGUACACUCGGGAUCGGCAGAAUGCCCUGCAGGCAAACAACCAGAAGCUCCUCCUGAGAUUUGCCGACGUCUUCUGGCGCACCUGUGACCUUGGUUUCACGGCCUUUGGAGGGCCUCCCGUCCAUUUCCAGAUUCUGCACAGGCGAUUCGUAGAAGGGCGCGGAGAUCUUGUCCCAUGGAUCGAUGAGCAGACGUACCAAGAGCUUUUCGCCAUCUGCCAGGCUCUUCCGGGCCCAGGGAGUACCAAAAUGCUUUUUUGCAUGGCGCUCAUUCAUGCCGGGGCUAUACCGGCUUUUUUGGUGUUCCUGACUUGGAGCCUUCCCGGGGCGAUCGCAAUGUAUGGGUUGUCACUCGGGGUCCAACACAUCAACACCGUUCUCCCAGGUGCAGCCUGCGCUUUCUUGUCCGGGUUGAAUUCCUCAACCGUCGGAAUCGUCGCCCUUGCUGCCGUUCAGCUCGCAGACAAAGCCAUCAAGGACAAGUUGUCGAGAAUUCUCGUCAUCUUCGGCGCCUGCGCCGGCCUUUGCUAUAAUGCCCUGUGGUAUUUCCCCAUCCUCAUACUGGGUGGAGGCAUCGUGACGGCGAUUUGGGAUACUCGACUUCGACAAGCAAUGGCCCGAUUCAGACGAAGAUUGAAGGAGAGGAGGUCACGACAGGAGGGUGCAGUGGAGGAAACUGGCAACGACGGCGGUCAAAGUAUUGAGUUGAGACCUGCGCAAAGUGAGAGCUCGAAUACUUUGCAGAGAAGAACUGGAGUCACAGUAGCCCCGUCAGCGAAUACAGCACAGUCAAAGACUGGCGACGCUUCGACCUCUGCUCCUCUCGCCCCCGAUGCAGCAGCUCCUUCUACGGAUAUGCGAUCACAUGGGAUCUCGGUACCCACAGGACUGCUAAUCAUCGCUGUCUUCUUUGCGUCAUUUAUCGCAGUCCUUGUCACGCGUGGUGUCCUUAAAUCACCUCCACGGCUGCUUGACCUAUUCGCAAACAUGUACCUCGCUGGGACAAUCAUUUUCGGCGGAGGUCCCGUCGUGAUCCCACUGCUCCGAGAAUAUGUGGUGCAGCCCGGCUGGGUCUCGUCGAGAGACUUCCUCAUCGGCUUGGCCAUCAUCCAGGCAUUCCCGGGCCCGAAUUUCAACUUCAGCGUCUAUCUCGGCGCGUUGGCGUUGCUGGGCACGCCUCAACCCACGAUCCUGGGCGCCCUGAUGGGGUACAUUGGCAUCUUUCUGCCGGGCAUCGCACUUGCCGUGGGAGUCCAGGGCAUUUGGCGAGUUCUUCGGACAAAGCCAAUGGUGGUCAGCCUCCUUCGAGGAGUCAAUGCAACGGCGGUCGGGCUGGUUUUCACGGCAGUGUAUCGCUUGUGGGAAAUCGGCUACGUGACCCCACAGGCGACCCAGGGCCAGAGUCUGGCAAAGGAACCGUGGUGGGUUGUGAUUGCCGUCCUGACCUAUUCCGAGUCGGCUUGGUUCAACAUCCCCGCCGCUCCGGCGAUUGUCUUGGGAGGGCUGUUGGGUUUGGCAUGGUAUGGCGCUGUGGGCAAAAACAGCCUGGGUUGA
Messenger RNA from Cladophialophora psammophila CBS 110553, 1587 nucleotides. RefSeq lists its product as uncharacterized. Gene Ontology annotation, molecular function: chromate transmembrane transporter activity. Lineage: Eukaryota; Fungi; Ascomycota; Eurotiomycetes; Chaetothyriales; Herpotrichiellaceae. The coding region runs from base 1 to 1587 and encodes 528 amino acids. The transcript is spliced from 5 exons. Gene Ontology annotation, biological process: chromate transport. The record is from RefSeq and is a predicted model, not a curated record.